AAGAUGCGUGUUCUACAAUUUACUUUUAAACUUCUGACAAUUGCUGGAUGUUGGCGACCGGAAUCUUGGACAUCAUUGCAUAAAAGAAUAUUAUAUAAUGUAUAUUCAAGCAUAAUGAUUCUUAUUAUGUAUGCUUUGAUACUAUCGCAAUUAAUGGACAUAAUUUUGAUUGUGGAUAAUACUGAUGAUUUCUCUGAUAACAUUUUUAUAUUUGUCCCUGCGGCUUGUACUUGCAUUAAAAUGACUCUUCUCCUGAUAAAUCGCAAAAGCAUAAAUUUGCUUAUUCAUACACUGACGAAAGAACCAUGUAAACCGCGGGAAUCAGCAGAAAUAAAGAUUUUUCAUAAAUUUGAUGACAGCAUAGAUUAUUGGCACAUAAAAAAAAAAUUAUUAUUUAGAGCAUGGUUUCCAUUUGAUUACUCAUCGACGGCAUUAUUUGUCCUGCUGUUCUUUCAUCAAUUUUUAAGUGCAGUAGUCGGAAGUCUCUUAAAUCUUGCUUGUGAUACUCUUAUUUGGGGAUUAUUAACACAUGUUUGCUGUCAACUCGAGAUUUUGGCUUAUCGUUUGAAGAAAAUUAUAUUUUAUACGGACAUUCUUCGCGAUUGCAUACUUCAACAUUAUUGCAUUUUCAAACUUGCCAUUCUUAUAAACGUGAAAUUUAGGCUGAUUAUGACAAUUCAAUUUACAAUGAGUUUGUUGGACAUAUGCUUCGCUCUUUAUCAAAUAAAUAUUACAACAACAAAAGCCAAAUACCUUGAAAUGAUAAUGUAUAUGAGUAUUAUGUUAAUACAAAUCUUUUUCUAUUGUUGGUACGCAAACGAAGUAAAGUUAAAGUUAUACAAGUAG
Nylanderia fulva is the source of this 846-nucleotide messenger RNA. The record is from RefSeq and is a predicted model, not a curated record. NCBI's taxonomy places the organism in Eukaryota, Metazoa, Arthropoda, Insecta, Hymenoptera, Formicidae.